Mangifera indica (mango) is the source of this 1209-nucleotide messenger RNA. RefSeq names its product proteasome subunit beta type-7-B-like. Gene Ontology annotation, cellular component: proteasome core complex. Gene Ontology annotation, molecular function: threonine-type endopeptidase activity. NCBI's taxonomy places the organism in Eukaryota, Viridiplantae, Streptophyta, Magnoliopsida, Sapindales, Anacardiaceae. The transcript is spliced from 9 exons. The coding region runs from base 137 to 958 and encodes 273 amino acids. The record is from RefSeq and is a predicted model, not a curated record.
UUUCUUGGAGAGUCAGCUAACUCGUCGAUUUAUAUUUCAGUUCAAUCGGUCAGGGGUCUUGUGUGAUUCAGCUUUCACUAAACUUCUCGGGAUAUUUGAUUUUUAAGAGUGAAUUUGUCUCAGGUUGAAGUUUAAAAUGUCAAAUGUGGCGGUAGAUGUUCCUCGCCAGGGCGGAUUCAAUUUUGAUCUCUGCAGACGAAAUGAUAUGCUUUCAAAGGAGGGUGUUAAUCCUCCCUCAUACCGGAAGACAGGGACAACUAUUGUUGGGUUGAUUUUCCAGGAUGGUGUCAUUCUUGGGGCAGAUACCAGAGCAACUGAAGGACCCAUAGUUUGCGAUAAGAACUGUGAGAAAAUUCAUUACAUGGCACCAAACAUAUAUUGCUGUGGAGCAGGAACUGCUGCUGAUACAGAAGCUGUAACUGACAUGGUCAGCUCCCAGCUGCAGUUACAUCGUUACCAUACUGGUCGAGAGUCAAGGGUUGUUACAGCACUCACCCUUCUCAAGAAGCACCUUUUCAACUACCAAGGCUAUGUCCAAGCUGCUCUAGUGCUUGGUGGAGUUGAUUGCACUGGACCUCAUCUGCGUACAAUAUAUCCUCAUGGAUCAACUGACACAUUGCCAUAUGCUACAAUGGGGUCUGGUUCUCUCGCUGCUAUGGCUAUAUUUGAAUCUAAAUACCAAGAAGGUCUAACUAAAGAUGAGGGGAUAAGGCUUGUAGUUGAGGCAAUAUGUUCUGGCAUAUUUAACGAUUUGGGAAGUGGAAGCAAUGUUGAUGUUUGUGUAAUAACAAAGGGGCACAAGGAAUACCUGAGGAACCACCUUCUGCCAAAUCCUCGCACUUUUGUCAGUUCAAAAGGCCAUUCUUUCCCCAAGAAGACUGAGGUCCUCUUAACGAAGAUUACCCCAUUGAAGGAAAAGGUAGAAAUCAUUGAAUCUGGAGAGGCAAUGGAAGAAUGAAAACCCAUCAGCACCAGAAUAGCACAGAGCGGAAGCUAUUGUAGCCAACAAUUUCUAGAUUAAAAGCUCAUUCACCAUUUUUAAUGUACACGUUUGUGGAUUAGGCUGCAAUCCAAUCACUACUCCCUUCUCCAAUUACCAUGGAUUAUCCAAGAAGUAAUUUCUGUUUAAUUAAGAACUUGAUGCUGUAUUAUGAGCUUCAACUUGAGUUCACAUGGGAUAAUGACCAUAUGAGAUUAAACUUUUGAGAA